Molecule: messenger RNA, 667 nt
Organism: Medioppia subpectinata
Lineage: Eukaryota; Metazoa; Arthropoda; Arachnida; Sarcoptiformes; Oppiidae
Source: the annotation of a GenBank genome assembly
CUGUUUUACGGCGACGAAGGUCUGGAUUGCAAUGAAACGACGAUUAAAGACUAUGUGAUUAGAUAUUGCAAGGAGACGAAAGAAAUUAAAGCAGAAGCGGUUAAAUUCAUCGCCAAGAAAUUCAAAGCGAGCACCGAAUUGCAAGCUGUAAGCAAAAUGGUGUUCUCCACCGACAAGAAGGCUCCGACACCCGCUCAAUGUAGGAACUUUACUUCCGAUGAGCCUCACACGUGGCACUUGUGUUCGGACACUAAGGUCGAUGAGUUUGGCGCUAAGGAUAUCCGAAUUCUGUUCCUCAAUGUGUUGCUUGAGGCCCAGAAAAAGGAUACUAAAAUCAACUUGCUCAAAUUUAUUUGUUAUACGAAGGAAUUUAUGAGCAAAACAGCUGAAGUGCACAAUAGCAAUGAAUCUCAAGCUAUAGUGAAACAGCACAUGUACGAUACAUUUCACUGGGCAAAUGACAAGUUGGACAAAGUGGCCGCACCAUUGUUAAAAGAGCUCACUAAAGAUCAGAUCAAAUUUGCGCACGUAUGUGACCUAGGUGAUCUGGGUUUUGCCGGCGAAGCAACGCCUACAUACCAGUCGAUCCUAAUGAACUGGUUUGUGGCGCUUAACAAAAUGCUUACUAAUGUUAAAAUAAUGUCUAGCAAAAAGGGCUAACAUUGUG